AUGGAUCUUGUUGUGUACACAGAGACUAAUCCGACUCAAAUCCAACACGUGAACAAGAAAUCCUCCGACGAGUUGCUCCGUAAGUUCGCCGAUCCCGACGUCGACGAGCCAAAGUCAACGAAGCGACGGAGGAAAUCAGCUACUAAUUCACGAGACAACAGUGUUAUUGACACCGAAAGUAACACUAUUGGUUUGGUGGAGAGGAAAAGACUCUUGCUUGCUCCGGCGAGUAAACGGCGUUCUCUGUUUCUCCGGCAGAUUGCUUCUGGUAAAUCACAUCUCAGAAACAAGUCUCUGGUUAGAACAAUCGGCAAGACAUGGCGUAAAACAAUGGAAGGAGCUUCAAGAGUUUUCAUUGAGAAGCAUUAUAAUAGACACAGACGUCUCAUCAACGACGUCGUUUAA
Arabis nemorensis is the source of this 405-nucleotide messenger RNA. NCBI's taxonomy places the organism in Eukaryota, Viridiplantae, Streptophyta, Magnoliopsida, Brassicales, Brassicaceae. The record is from the annotation of a GenBank genome assembly.